GGUUUUCUGGCUUCCUGACUCUGUCCAUUCGGUGAUGCGGGUCUAACAGAUGCUGUUAUUGGCAGAGUGCUGUUUGAAAUGUUAACCUUUUCGGGGACUGAAACUGACAAAAAUACUUGAACAUUAGGUUAUCUUGGACCGGGAGACAGUGCGACAGAGACAUCCGUACCGAAGCGGAAAAGUAGGCGAGAUGAUGCGCUUCAUGCUGCUGUUCAGCCGGCAGGGGAAGCUGCGGCUGCAGAAGUGGUACACGGCCACGGCGGAGCGUGAGAAGAAGAAGAUGGUGCGGGAGCUGAUGCAGGUGGUGCUGGCACGCAAGCCCAAGAUGUGCAGCUUCCUGGAGUGGAGGGACCUGAAGAUCGUCUACAAGAGGUACGCCAGUCUGUAUUUCUGCUGUGCGGUGGAGGAGCAGGAUAACGAGCUCAUCACUCUGGAGAUCAUCCACCGCUUUGUGGAGCUGCUGGAUAAGUACUUUGGCAGCGUGUGUGAGUUGGACAUCAUCUUUAACUUUGAGAAGGCCUACUUCAUCCUGGAUGAGUUUCUGAUGGGCGGGGAGAUCCAGGACACAUCCAAGAAGAGUGUGCUGAAGGCCAUUGAGCAGGCAGACCUGUUACAGGAGGAGGACGAGUCUCCUCGAAGUGUGCUAGAGGAGAUGGGUUUGGCGUAAUCAGCUGGGCGGGGACUGGAGACCAUAAAAGGACAGGGUGGGCGGAGUCUUUGUGCUGCAGGGGAGGAGUUUGAAAGCAGGACAGAGAAGCUGAUUGGAGCUGGACCAGAACUCUCUGAUACUGCGAACAAAACAAACAAAAACUGAUUUAUUUUCAUUUUAUUUUUCUUUGUCUGCUAUUACUGGUGUAUGAGUGCACUUAGGCCUGGUGGGGGGAGGGGGGGGUACACAGCGAACCAUCACGGUUGCCUUUCAGGAGGAAGAGCCUAAUCUGGCAACCCUCGCUGCCGAAACAGCCACGCCCUCGGUUGCCCUGGUAACUGCCGGCCUGCCAUGACCAUGCCUGAAAUGGAGCGGUCGCCUGAUUGGCCUUCUCUCAAACCCCCCCCCCCCGCCCCCAGGGG
Messenger RNA from Conger conger (European conger), 1071 nucleotides. Its product is annotated as AP-1 complex subunit sigma-1A. Gene Ontology annotation, cellular component: membrane coat; intracellular membrane-bounded organelle; AP-1 adaptor complex. The record is from RefSeq and is a predicted model, not a curated record. Lineage: Eukaryota; Metazoa; Chordata; Actinopteri; Anguilliformes; Congridae. Gene Ontology annotation, molecular function: clathrin-cargo adaptor activity. The transcript is spliced from 5 exons. Gene Ontology annotation, biological process: vesicle-mediated transport; intracellular protein transport. Bases 191 to 667 code for a protein of 158 amino acids.